This is a messenger RNA of Chelonoidis abingdonii (Abingdon island giant tortoise), 795 nucleotides long. The record is from RefSeq and is a predicted model, not a curated record. Lineage: Eukaryota; Metazoa; Chordata; Testudines; Testudinidae.
AUGGAGCCUGCCGAGGGGCAGAGCAGCGGCCAGGUGCUUAUGUGCCAGACCGUCUACCCCGCGCACGCCACGCACCGCGGGGAGCUCAGCGCCGGCCAGCUCCUCAAAUGGAUCGACACCACCGCCUGCCUGGCAGCUGAAAAACAUGCUGGUGUAUCCUGUGUGACAGCGUCAGUGGAUGACAUACAAUUUGAAGAGACUGCCAGAGUUGGACAAAUUAUCAUCAUCAAAGCAAAGGUAAACCGAGCAUUCACUACUAGCAUGGAAGUUGGUGUCAAGGUUACAGUACAGGAUAUCUUGACUAGUGUUCAGAAACUUCUUAGUGUGGCUUUCUCUACAUAUGUAAUAAGACCAGUUGGUGAUGAAAAGGUUAACUUAAAAUCAGUCAAGCUGCAGUCUCCACAAGAUCAUCUGGAACAUAGUCUGGCUGUUGAGAGAAGAAGAAUCCGACUGGACCAUGAACAUGUCUUUGAGACCCUAAUGCAAGAGAGUAACAUGGAAGAUUGUCAGUGUGAUAAUGUAAGUGAUACAGAGGAAGAUACUAUUUCAACUGAUCUAACCCAUGUGCAGAGCAUUGAACUUGUCCUACCUCCUCAUGCAAACCAUCAUGGAAAUACGUUUGGUGGCCAGAUUAUGGCAUGGAUGGAGACAGUAGCUACUAUUUCAGCAAGCCGUCUCUGUCAUUCAUAUCCCACCUUGAAAUCAGUUGAUAUGUUUAAAUUCCGGGGACCCUCCACUGUUGGUGAUCGUCUUGUCUUCAAAGCAAUAGUUAACAACACAUUUCAGAAAAGGUAA